AUGCCCAACGACCGGCCACCCGUCGGGGUGCCAGCUUCCGGGGGGGCCACCUCCCCCCCCGGAGCCGGCCUUGCAGUGCCGGCUUUGGCGCCGGAGCUCGAGGGGCCUCUACGCACGCCUCCAGCGCCGAGAUCGGCAUCGGACCCCAGUGCGGCCGUGGCUGUGGCCGCUGUCCCCGGCAUUUCCCCUUCCUCCUCAUCCUCCUUCUCUUCCUCCUCCAGCACCCCCUCUGGCGCCCCCUCCAGCACCCCCUCAAGCAUGCGCGCCCCCUCAGCCAACAGCUCCUCGAGUGAAUCUCUUGAUGACAAACGCAAGCCCGCACCCAGUGCCCCGGCAAAGCCCCGGAAUUCGGCCUCUCGGCCAACUCUCGCUGCUUGGCAGGACUGCAUUGCCGUUUGUACGAGCCUCGGGGUUCAACCGGAAGACUGGUCGCAAGUGUCGCGCACCGGUCUGCCUGGUGAUCUGAAAACGCCCGGCCCGCCCAAUCAGUGGGCCAGCCUCUCGGAUCGACUGUUCCUCGAUUGCGUCGGCCCGGCCAUCUUCCACGGGCUGAAGGCCCUUACCGAGCUUCGUCCCGGGACCGAUCCCACCAUGGCCCUGGGGAUGUACUUGCUGGCUUUCUCCAAGCGCCGUGAUCCGGCCCGCGCCAAGGAGGCCCUGGUGGCGGCCCUGCGUUCGAGCAAGGGGAGUCCAUCGACCGGCAGCACCACAUCGUCGGCCGGCACUUCCGGCGGGAGUAAAAAGAAAGCUCCCCCGGCCGCGAGUGCCCCCAAGGCCACCUCGGCUGCCAAGCCGCCCGCGCCUCAAGCGCCCAAAUGUCCCACGGACCCGAGUGGACUUUCGGCCAUCCAGCCCACGGCCGAUCCAUCGACGCCCUCCCAGCCGAUGGUCAGUACUCCCAAGCGAAAGCCCUCAAAAUCGGGCAUCCCCACCGGGCUGUCACAUUCAACCGCCCCGGAGUCCAUCUCCCCCGCCAAGCGCCCGCGCCUGUUGAUAGGUGAGGCCUUCUCGGCUGCCAGCAAGGUGGUUCCGCUGCUGGGGAUCACAGAAUUGGAUGCCUCGUCGAGCCGGCCCCAGCCACCAUCACCACCAUCGUCACUGCCCAUGGCCCCGGCCCCGGCCCCGAGCUCGGUCCCAUUGCAUCCUUCCCCGCCGGGUGGAUCAUCCUCCUCCGGCACCGGGCCCCCCUCCAACUAG
Fonticula alba is the source of this 1197-nucleotide messenger RNA. RefSeq lists its product as hypothetical. The record is from RefSeq and is a predicted model, not a curated record. The transcript has a single exon. The coding region runs from base 1 to 1197 and encodes 398 amino acids. Lineage: Eukaryota; Rotosphaerida; Fonticulaceae.